Molecule: messenger RNA, 8638 nt
Organism: Agrilus planipennis (emerald ash borer)
Lineage: Eukaryota; Metazoa; Arthropoda; Insecta; Coleoptera; Buprestidae
Product: acetylcholinesterase
Exons: 6
Coding region: 299-2200 (633 amino acids)
Biological process (GO): choline metabolic process; acetylcholine catabolic process in synaptic cleft
Cellular component (GO): plasma membrane
Molecular function (GO): acetylcholinesterase activity
Source: RefSeq, a predicted model, not a curated record
CGUGCGACUGAGUUGCGCGAUACCAAACAUCCAACGGGUUACAUUACAAAACUUCCGACACGCGCCAUUUCCACUUUCGAAAACUUUUACCCUCUGACCGAACGGUUUUUGCAAGCGCAUCAGUGCACGAUUGCACUGCGGCCCCUUUUUCUUUUCGCUAGUGCUAGUGCUUGAAGAUAUUGGUUGUCAAGUGUAAAGACCAAAUUGCUCGGUCCCUUAAAUAGGUACCAUGUAAAGCCAGCGUGCUUUUUUUCCAAUUUUACACUCAUAUUUUCUAGCGUAUAUUUUCUAAAUAAAAAUGGAACUGUAUGCUGUGAUGUUAUUUAUACUGUCAAUCUGUGGAUCGAUGUACGGUUACUCGUGGCAGGGCGAAGAGACCACCACUAGACCACCAGCUGCCAAAGACUUCACCAUCGAUCCUUUGGUGGUUGAAACGACGACGGGAAUGGUACGCGGUUAUUCGAAAACGGUUCUCGGUCGCGAAGUUCAUGUCUUCACUGGAAUCCCGUUCGCCAAACCGCCGUUGGAACAACUCCGAUUCCGGAAACCUGUACCGAUAGAACCGUGGCAUGGGAUCUUGAACGCCACCAAACUACCCAAUUCAUGCGUUCAAGAACGUUACGAAUACUUCCCCGGUUUCGAGGGCGAAGAAAUGUGGAACCCCAACACCAACAUCUCGGAGGAUUGCUUGUAUCUGAAUCUUUGGGUUCCGCAGCGACUGAGGAUACGGCAUCACGAUAACAAACCACGAGGAGAUUUGCCAAAGGUACCCAUUUUGAUAUGGAUCUACGGUGGUGGUUUUAUGACAGGUUCGGCAACCUUGGACAUCUAUGAUGCGGACAUAAUGGCAGCUACCAAUGAUGUCAUCGUAGCAUCAAUGCAAUACAGGGUGGGUGCUUUUGGAUUUCUAUAUCUGAAUAAAUAUUUUGGGCAUGGCAGCGAGGAAGCUCCAGGGAAUAUGGGGUUGUGGGAUCAGGCGCUGGCCAUUCGUUGGAUAAAGGAUAAUGCUCCAGCUUUCGGUGGCGAUCCUCAUCAAAUAACACUCUUUGGAGAAUCUGCCGGUGGAAGUUCAGUGAGCAUACAUCUAUUGAGUCCUGUAACCAGGGGACUUGCGAAAAGGGGCAUCCUCCAGUCAGGAACGAUGAAUGCUCCAUGGAGUUACAUAACAGGGGAGAAAGCCCAGACAGUUGGAGAGGUUCUGGUCAAAGAUUGUGGAUGUAACGUUUCAUUACUGAGGACCAAACCUCAUCAAGUGUUGGAUUGCAUGAGAGCUGUUGAUGCAAAAACAAUUUCUUCGCAACAGUGGAACUCUUAUUCUGGAAUUCUUGGAUUCCCAUCGGCUCCAACUAUCGAUGGCGUAUUUCUUCCAAAACAUCCUAUAGAAAUGAUGAACGAGGGUGAUUACGAAGACAUGGAAAUUCUUUUGGGUAGUAACAACGAUGAAGGGACCUACUUUAUCCUCUACGAUUUUAUCGAUUACUUUGAAAAGGACGGGCCGAGCUAUUUGCAGCGAGACAAGUACCAUGAAAUAAUCAAUCAAAUAUUCAAGAACAUGAGCAGACUUGAGAAGGAUGCCAUUGUUUUCCAGUACACGGAUUGGGAGCACGUGAAUGACGGAUACAUCAAUCAGAAAAUGAUUGGAGACGUGGUUGGGGAUUACUUUUUUAUAUGCCCUUCGAAUCUCUUUGCCGAGUCCAUGGCUGCCAGGGGGAUGAAGGUUUAUUACUACUUCUUCACACACAGAACGAGCACGUCCCUAUGGGGUGAGUGGAUGGGCGUCAUGCACGGGGACGAGAUCGAGUACGUGUUCGGCCACCCUCUCAACAUGUCCCUGCAAUUCAACUCGAGAGAGCGUGAACUCAGCCUCAAGAUGAUGCAAGCAUUUUCGCGCUUCGCUGCACUAGGGAAGCCCGUUACGGAUGAUGUUAAUUGGCCCCUUUACACUAAGGAACAACCGCAGUACUUCAUAUUUAAUGCUGAUAAAAACGGAAUUGGAAAAGGACCUCGUGCUACCGCCUGCGCUUUCUGGAACAACUUCCUUCCCAAGCUCCGGGAAAAUCUAGAUCUUCGAGAAGCACCAUGCGAGGCGGGUGUUGUCGGUGCGGUGUCCUCUUCAGCCGAAGACAUUACAAGUUUCGCCAUCCUGUUAUCACUCUCGUUCCUGUCGCAACUAUUGCUACUGGAUCGACGCUGGAUAUAAAUCUAAGGGAAGAAACAACGUAGGCCGUGGCAGUAUGUAGUUUCCGUAGUUUAUCAGGAAAGCUGUAGGUUUGUCAAUUUUGUUACAAUAUGUAUAGUAAGUAAAAAGAAAAUAACGCAAACGAAGGAACGGGAAGGAACGUUGAGGAAAAUCGAUCACGCUUGUUAAGUAAACCUAAUAACACAACGUUAGUCCAGUCCCGGUUGGCAUGUCGUGGUGUAAGCGAUAGAUGACAAGAGGUUGAAUGACAACAACUGGGCCAUCGGAGCCAGGUAGUACUACUGUAGAAUUUUACAUCAGUCACUGUUAUUAGUUGUUCCUAGUUCGUGUCUUCUUGCAGACACGAAACAGUCUGUGGUCCCUCCCGCUUAUUUUAUACGUACAUAUCAUAUGAUAGGGACCGGUGUAAUUUUAUCGAUUCGUGUGCGUGAAAACGUUGUUGCUCUUUGAUGGAGUCUCAUAUUUUCCUUUAUCCGCCGAUGAUCGGUCUCGGGGUUGAAAUUGAUGGCGCUAGCUUUAGCGACUGCUUAGAUUUUUCCAACUUCGAUUCAAUUUAAGUAUUAUCAUCAUUCUUGUCUCGUUUGACGUGCCAAACUGUAAUUCUAUUCAAAUUUAUUGGACCAGUUCUAAAUAAAUGAUAAAAUUGGUUUGAUUCCGUCUUCAAAAAUUCGGUAAGGGAUUCUAAGCAGUCGCAGUCAGUAGAUUUUAUAAAACUGCCGAUAAUCUCUACUCGUUGUAAUUGUCUUCUAAAGACCAUGUACAGAGUGUUCUCCUUGUGCACUCCUACACAGUCUGCGACAAUCACUUUACAAUUUAAUAAUAAAGAAAAAAAAUGAUUCUUAUGUUAGAUGUAGGCUUACAGGCAUGUACAACGAGCAUGGGUAUCGUCGUGUCAGAAAGAUAAGAAGUCGAAAAACAGUCAUUUACUUAUAGGAUAUAUCAAACAUAAAAUUAAAAGAUAAACAAUUAAACGAUUUCUAAAUAUACAGGGCCGUGUUCGAAUGUUACUCCACUAGGAAAAAUUUAGGAAAAUUUAGUAUCCUUGAAAGAAUGAAUUUAAACGCUAUUUUGCGAUUAUAUUUGAGAGUAAAUGUGGUUACAAUAUAUGAGAACAGUUGGCUGUGAAUGUUGAUAGCUACUUUUCUAAACAUAUACAUCAAUGUAUUUUCUUCUAGAAUUUUUAUGUGCGAAAAUUUAAAUACCUUUUAAUCAAACGUAGGAAUAAUGAACACGCUUUUUAAGGUCCUGUAGCAAAUUUCCUAAAUUUCCAAUUUGAUAAUUCAUUUCACUUUUCAAACGGCAUAGUAUGGGUCACACUAACUAAAACUUAUUAUUAGAAAAACGCACAUUAAAUCCUAUAUUGUCCUUUGGCAAAGAUUUGUAACGGUAUACUGACUUCCAGAGCGUCAUUGGUUAUCCUAUUCGUUCUAAUACCUUCUCAGUUUCCAACCUCUUGUACUCACAAUAUUUUCAACAUCCACUUAUAAGUCCGUACUUAUCUCAAACGCCUUUCUAUUCCGCUCACUGUUCGCACCCAUACAAAGCCGCGAUUUACUUUAAAAAAAUUAUUUAAAGCCGCCCUGUAUAUUUGGAAAACGUAAAUUAACUGAUACGCCCUUUAUUGAACGCUUUGAACAAUUUUGAUGUAACUUAUGAGGGGAUGAACUGCAAACUUCUAGCUUGAGCCCAGUUUUAUAAUUUUUUUAACGUAUUUCAUUAGCUAUAACACGUUUGUAACACAGAAUAGCGAAAUCAAUGUGGAAUAGGUGAUAUUAACAAUGUAUUAGAUCAAUUACAAUUAUUGAAAUAAUUAUUAAAUUAGGGGUCGUCAAGUGUAACUGCUUGCGUUAUUAUACAUGCAUACAUAUAUAUAUACACAUACAUAAUAUUUGUAAUAUUCAAACUUUGUAUAAGUGCUCUAGAUGAAAUUUACACUAUGUUUUGUGUUCUUGAAAGUCUAUCGAUGAUUGGUUGAUGCGUGUAUUAUUGUUUUCUUGUUAUAAAGGGGGUGACCGUGCACAAUACUGUCAAAUGUGUAGGUAUCUAUAGAAACUUUUCGUAGGUGAUAAUGUCACCCUUGUUUAUUAUCAGCAGGUGUUGUCAUGCUUUAGUCGCAAACGGUUUGAAAAGCGUUGACUUUUUUUAACUUUCUAUAAGACACAAGUGGCAAGUUUAAUACGAAAUUUGUAAUAAAAUUUUUAAAGGAAGACUGGAAAAACCAAAUUUUGUUUAAUUUAUUUAUUUUUCACACAAUUAACUACUUUGACUAAAUAAUGGUAAUAUAAUUUAUAUUAUAUGGGUCAUUUUUAGUCUAUAGUAUAAUUUCAAUUCACUGAUUUUAUUAAUUCUUUUAAAGUGGGUAUUAAAUGAAAUUGCUACUAGAGGUGAUUUGGAAUCUUAUGGGUCACGACUUUUGGUAGCACAGUAGCAAAGCUCCGCCCCUUACUUCUUGAAAAUAUUAUCUGUCAAUGGUUAGAGGUUAUUUAGAGCUCUCUCCCUGGCUGUAAAGCGAGGUACAUGGUUAUCGAUGUUUUUAAAAUGUACAUAUAAUGUAAUUGCAAUACGGUCCGUCCUUAGUCCAUUUCCCAGCCCAUGAUAUAUUGAAAUACCUCUACUACUUUCAAACGCCUCGUCUACAGAAUAAUAACAUAAUAAUUAACCAUUUUAGCUGUACUUAAGUACAAGUGAAUAGUUAACCGAAUCAAAGAUACAAAGCAAAUUAUAGAUACCAUUUAGUUCAUGAAACCACUUGGAUAUUCGUGUGUUACAGAGAAAUUAAUAAGCCGGUGUGGCAUCUGACAAGUACAUGGAUGCUUUGUAGUCUAAUACAAUUCUAGUAGGUAUUCCAUAGGUGAAAUUGUCUCUCGCUCCAACGCAAAGGAGAUAGUUGUAUAUUUAUUUGAAUUCGCGCGAUAUGUAGUGGAAAUGUGUACGGACCUAAGGCAGCUCAUCAAGAUGAAAAGCAGUAUGCAAUUUGAAGCCCCUUCUGUCACAAAGAAGCAUAAUUUGCCGUCGGGGCGUUAUUCACCUUAAGAAAACUCAAAAACUUUGUAACAUUGUAUACAUAUAUCAUUUAAGCGUCCAUGGCGAUUCUUUAUCUCACUCUAUUCUCACUUGGAGAGCCCUACACUGCAUGUUUUGUGUACACAAACGCUAAAAUAUCAAAGUCGAGUGUUUACUGAUACGAACAAACAAGAAAAUUCUAUUCAGAAAAGAACCCGAAGGAAAAUGUGAAGUACCAUACCAAAAAUGACCUUAGCACUACUGCUUACAAUGAAGUAAACGUUUUUUCAUGUUUUUGGAAAUUUUCUACAUCUUUUUAUGUCCUUCUAUACUUUAAGAAAUAUCCCUUAGGGUAGACUUGUAAUUCUUCUAAAUGCAAAUGUUUCACCAAUAUUCUCCCUUCAGGAUAAUAACAAUUAAUUUUAUUAGUCACAAUACGUGUCAUAUUAAGAUUGGACUGUCUUUAACAAUCAGUAAUUCAAUUAACCUACCACUGUGUCUUAUAUAACGUUAAAUUAAUUCUAAAAACGCCUCUUAACGCUUAAGUGUCGGUUCACACUAGGCUGUAACACCGCCGACUACAGAAUUAAAUUUCGCGCGGUAUAACCGCUUAGUGUGGACGAAUACUACAACGUAAAAUGACAAAUAGUUAUGUGCCCCUUCGCGCAAAUGUGUAAAAGCCUAUAUCUGUCCAACACCAUUCAUUCGUCAAUUGUUACACGUACAAUAAAUUAUAAAAAACGUAUAAUAUCUGGCAAUUGUGAGUUGCUUAUUGUCAAAGAAGAAGACAAGGCACAAAUUCUAUUGCAUCCGCGAGGGGCGAACUUACUCGGGAAAUAUGAUGUGUAGCAUAAAAACCUUGCAAUAUUUUCAAUACAUACGUAUCAUAAAUUUUUACGGAUAGAGAUAAGUUCGGCCCUGGCAAUAGAUCUUCAGGUGUGCUGAUUGCUCAUUGUUUCAACGCUUAGUAUGAUUAUUAUUGGUACGCUUCGUGGGGCAUCUUUUGGUUAAUCUGACGCCUACAACAACAUCUUCAAAUCUAUACUCAUAAAGUAACGUUCACACAACACGUCUGUCGCGCGACUUUCCGCUGCGGUUCACCUUCGUCGCGCGACAAAUAUCUCUAGUGUGCGCUCAGCCUAAAACUGAUCAAUUGAAAUUUUAUAGCAGAUUUAGAAACGUAACGCUUAAUGAACUAUCGUUGUCAUGUGAAUAUAUAAUUGUGACCACCGAAUUGUGUAAGUGACAAGACAAUUUGGGUGUGGUUGUAGGUGUCAGAAUUUACUGGAGAUGCCGUAUCACUACACUAUUGAUUGCCUAACUAGAUUAGUGCCUAUACACACUCUAUGUAGUAUGUACUGUAUACAUCAUAUACCUCUAGGAUUAGCUUUAUGAAAUAAAAUAUGGUCUUUACGAUUCUAAUAAAGUCUGUACUGGAACGCGGACAUAUCAACAAAAUACAUAUCAAUGAGAUUCUCUUUUGGAUUCAACUUUUGUGCAAAAUAUACCACGCCAACGACGUAAAAAUCGAGACGCUUUAUUUUCUAGUGCUUUGUGCCGCAUGUAGGAAUAAUGACGAUUAACAGUUAGCUACCUAAAACAUAAAUAAAUAGCAAGUAGUGUUUCGGCCUGGUUGUAUACUUUGUAGGUAGAUUAUUCAUUCGGUGUUUACCUGGCUAGUUUCUAAAUUAACUAGCUCCUAACCCAGUUUGAAAAGAAUGUUCUUGUUAAUAAAACUGGUUUAGUAUUUGUUAGUUUUAAUUCAAAAUUUGUAGUUAAAGUACGAACCAAAAUCAAUAUGAAUCAUCGGUACAUGUAAUGGUGAUCAGCUAAAUUGAAAACUAGCCAGUAACCACUUUAACCAUGACCCACUGACACAUACAAAAAAAAAAUAACGAACAAAUACAUAUCAAUGGAAAGACUUACUGUACUUUAUUAGAUAAUACAAUAUAAUAUGUAUAAGGGUAAAUUCUCGUUUAUUAACAAAUUCAUAUAUGUAUAUACACAUAUAUUUAUGCAUUCUUACAGGUCGAAGGAAGUUGCCAAAGGUCAUGCAACAUCCAAUACUUUCUUUCAUAAUUUUUGAAAACAUUUUACGAAGAAUAUACGUAGAUGAAAACAUUCUAUCAAUUCUUUGUUAAAUUUUCUCUUAGUAAUUUUUUUAACAGGUGUCUAAUAACUGAGUUAUUGCUAAUUAAAUAUGGUUGUAAUUAAACCAAUUACAGUUCUACUUGUAAUUGACGAUGAUUCGCCUAAUUCCGUUUGAACCAAUCGUAAUAUAGAGUAUUAUGAUUGAAACGCGGUUAUAUUAAUUGAAAUGAAUGUUCAAUUACAAAGGACUAUAAUUUUCCUUUUCAUUUAAGGCAUUAAAAGUUCUUUAAAAGUGUGAAAACAUAAUCCGAAUUAAUAUCACUCUUACACUGUUCUACCUACUAAUGUUGCAGGGUGAGACAUUUUGGCAAUUUCUUUUAGUUAGUAAAAUGACCAACUACAUACAUAUCACUGGAAAACUGUUUAAAUUCUGUAGUUUUGCACUAUUAUAAUUUAGACAAUCACCUUUUUAAACAAAAUAAAAGUCAAUAAGAGGACACGUAUCCCAACUUUCUUAUGACAUGCAUUUCUCUGGAUAAUUCUGAGAUUCACGUAAAAUGUGGAUAUUAUCCAUUGAUAAAUAGAGUGAACGUUAAUAGGUAAUAUAUAUAUAUAUAUUAUAUACUUAUUAUUUAGAGUCACCGAGGGUUGAAAUUGAUAUCAACUUUAUAACUAAACGUUAUGUACAAACGUACAUAUAUGUACAUAAACAACUGAAUUUAAAUCUCAAAACAUAGAUUACUUUCUUAUUUAAAUUUCCAAUUUGUUAUGAAGUUUACAUCGAAAAAUCAACAUGUACAGAAAUACAUAGAAAAGACGAGAAAAACGAUGGCUUUUUCACCCAGUUUAUUUGUCUAUACGGUUUUAUUUUUAAAAUAAGUUACCAUGUUAGGACGAAAAAAAAAUAUAUAUAUAUAGUAAAAAAAACUAACGUAGACGUUGUUAUUAGUUGUAAAAUUAGUUCUUUAGUUGAAGAGCGUACGAUGUGCUUGUAAAAAGUUGAAAGAUAAAAUAAUAUAAUAUAUAUUUUUGUCAAGAAGGCUACUGAAGCUUUAUUAAAUGUUAAAUACAAUGUGUAUUAUUGUUUUUGUGUUUGAUGUUAAGACGAGCUCUCGGUUGGUUUUUGAUGUGAUAAAAAUAUUAUGUAGACGCGCUGUUAGAUCUAAAAAAUACAAGGAUAAAAGAACUAUGUCAUAGGUACAAACAUACGCAGUUUGGCAAAUGAACUUAAAAUUGUAAUUUCUCUACAGAAGACACAAAGUUUGCUUGCCGAAUUGCGUAUCAGUAAUUACUUUAACGUUUGUGUAUCCAUUAUUAAGAAUCUAUGUUAGACAGAUACCCACU